This is a messenger RNA of Pogona vitticeps (central bearded dragon), 7479 nucleotides long. The record is from RefSeq and is a predicted model, not a curated record. NCBI's taxonomy places the organism in Eukaryota, Metazoa, Chordata, Lepidosauria, Squamata, Agamidae.
CGCAUGCGUCCCAGUCACCCGGAACUUGUGGAGCGGCUGAGGGCGCCGGGGGAAGGAGGAGGAGGAGGAGGAGGCCCGGCGUCGCCCGCGGCGGUUGGAGAGAUACCAUUUCCAUCAUGGUGGGUGAGAGGCGGAAUGGAAAUCUGCUGGUGCAUCUUGGACCCAAGCUGCAGGCCUAUCCUGAGGAGCUGAUCCGACAGCGUCGAGGCCAUGAUGGACACACAGAAUAUCUGAUUCGCUGGAACAUCCUUAGCUUGGAUGAUACUAUAGGGAACAGCACCAAUGCUGCUUCCGUUGAAAGUAAAACAGAGAAUAUUUUGAUGUGGAUGUCAGCAGAGGAGGUUUAUGCUAACUGCCCCACGUUGCUGGGUAAGAGGAAACCCGAGGGGCAGCGAGUGAAGGAGGAGAAAGCGCCUAGCAAUACAUUUCCAUCUGAUGUUACAGUGGAUGAAGCUUCAUUGCGCGAAAUGAAGGCUGAUGUCAGGAACCUGGUUCAGCGGGCUGCACGGCAAAUGGCUAGGACCACAGGCCCUGAGUCAUCUAUCCUUAACACAAUCCAUGUGCUCAGUGCCUAUGCCAGUAUUGGUUCCUUGACAGGUGUCUUCAAGGAGACAGGAGCGCUGGAUCUGCUGAUGAAGAUGUUGUGUAAUGAAGAGAAACAAAUCCGACGCAGCGCUGGCAAAAUGCUGAGAGCACUGGCUUCCCAUGAUGCAGGGAGCCGAGCUUAUGUUCUCUUGUCCCUAAGCCAGCAGGAUGGCAUUGAGCAGCAUAUGGAUUUUGAUAGUCGUUAUACCCUUCUAGAACUCUUUGCAGAGACAACAUCCUCUGAAGAGCACUGCAUGUCCUUUGAAGGCAUCCACCUUCCUCAGAUUCCAGGGAAGCUGCUGUUUUCUCUAGUGAAACGGUACCUGUGUGUUACCUCCCUCAUGGACAAGCUUAACAGCACUACAGAAUUAGGAGGGGAGCGUCAGGACUGUGCAGCCCCCAGUGCAAAUUAUGGGGAGAAAAGCCGACUGCAACGGGAAUUUGAUUUCAGCAUGGCCAUGGCUAACCUCAUUUCAGAACUAGUGCGAGUCAUGGGCUGGGACCGCAGCCAAGAGAGAGAGCUUCUUUCCUUGAGGGAUACACAACCUCGAGUCAUUCGUUCCAUUUUCCAGCCCAAAGGCUCAACUUGCACUGCUGUUCAGGUGCCUCUAGUAACCCCAAAGCCUUCACCAAGGAAGAAGCAAGGUCGAGUAUUUUUGACUUUGUCAGAUUUCUCUAGUCGCAGCAGCUAUGUAGAGUAUGUGCAGGAGAACCUGAAGCCUGGGAUGACUGUUCGAAUGCUGGAAGACUAUGAGGAGAUCAGCGCUGGUGAUGAGGGUGAAUUUCACCAGAGCAAUAGUGGAAUGCCUCCAGUACAGGUUUUGUGGCAGUCUACUGGUCGUACUUACUGGGUCCACUGGCAUAUGAUAGAGAUUAUUGGCUCUGGUGAGCCACUUGAAGAUGAAGCUGCUCAAGAAAAGGCAUCCAAUUUAACAGAAAACCUGAAACUACCCACAGUUACUCAGACCUUCUAUUGCAAGCCGCUUGGGGGACUCUAUUCCUUGCCAUACCUGACAGAUCAAACGAAUGAGAAUUCUGGAAACCUGAGUCGGGCUGAAUGGUGGGAACUGCUCUUCUUCAUUAAGAAACUAGAACAGUGUGAGCAACAGGAAGUGCUCCACUUCAUCCAGCAGAACCAUGAAGGGCAGAUGGUGGAGUUAGAUGAAGAGGCCCUGAUCCAGCUCUCUAUAUCGGUAGAGUUGGCUCAGCAAGUGCUACAGCUCUUGAACAAGCAUUGCCAGGGCUGUACCCAAACUGAUCUACAGAGUUCCCAUAUCUAUCUGAAAUAUUCAUUUGGCAAGAGAGGAGCAGAGCAUCACUGCCAAAAAGUGGUCCCUGCAAACUGUGGCAGCCUUUCGGAAGCUACGGCAUCCAAAAAGCCAAAGAAAGAGUCUCUUUCUGCUGAAGUGCUUUCUCCAGCUCCAAUGGUGGCAGAGAAGACUGACACACAGCAGAUUAAUGAGCUUCUCAAAGUGGAAGAACUUUCCCUCCCAGAUACGCUGGAUGAGAAAGCCAAAACUUUCUGCAGCAUGAAGUUGAUCAUGAAGAGGGGUGCCUUGGAGAAGAUAGGAGAUGUCAUAGACGUGAUCCAGAAAUCUGGUUCUGAUGUCACACUACAGAUGGCUGGACUAAGAUUCAUCACAAAGAUCUUAGAGGAUGAACCUGGUCAAGAGAGACAACUCAUCAAAGUGGAAGGAGGACUUUCAGUCAGAGAGAAAAUGGUGAAGAUGCUGGUGGAGCUGCUGAGCAACCAAGUGAAGGAGAAGCUGCUGGUGGCGCUGGCGCUGAGACUGCUCUAUGUGUGCAUGGCGAAGUAUGAUUGGCGUGUUCUGUUUGCCACCGAAGGUGGGGUGCGUGCCGUAUUGGGCUGCAUGCAGGAGUAUUCCACAUCAGCAUUGGUGCAGCAGGCUGGCCUGGCAGCACUGACCGUACUGGUGGGUGCCGGGAAUUGUGAGCUGUUCGGUAGCAGUGGGAAGUCAUAUUCUCUGAACCACUCGGAUGCCCAGAUGAUCCGGGAAAUUUUUGCUAGCAUUGGCUCUGCUUCCAGCAAGGAUUCUGACAACUUGCUCUGUGCCAUCCCUGCUGCAAUUGAGAAGAUGUUGGACACACCUGGGGCCUCCUCUGCAGUGCAGAAUGGGCUAUUGGUGUUGAAUAUGCUGAUCAGCAAUCACAAGGGAUUGGCUGAGCAGCUGGGAAACUGUGACCUCCACUCAGUCCUGCAGAAGUGCUGCAAAGCAGGCCAGAGCAACAAUGAGAUGUUGGCUCGGAUAGUGCUCAACCGUCUGGCUGAGCAUAAGUUGCCCCUGAGCCAGGAGAAUUCAGAGUCUGAGACCACCUUUGAGCUCAAGGAGAUGGAUGUACCAACUUUACUAAGAAACCUCAGUGAGACCAGUUUCUCAAAGGAGGUGGUGCUAGCACUGGAGCGCUGGCUUUGUGAUGAGGGUGUCAGCCCUGAGGGAAAUGGCACCGAGCUUUUGCCAGACCGUGAGCAUUUCCUCCUGCUGCUGAAAACCCUAGAGCAGCUGGGAGCUGAGAAGACUGUGCAGAUGGGCAUUCUGAGAAUUUUGAAUAAGUUUUUGGACAGUUCCCAAGAUGACAUGCUGCCUUGGCAUGAGUGCAUUGAGCCCUGCCUUUCUUCCAUGAAUGCUCACAGCAAUGAGCGAGAGGUUGUGCAGGAGUUCAUCCGUUUCUUGCAUCGUCUAGCUACUACAAACAAAGAUUGCGCUGUUGUGAUGUCUCGGGUGGGAACAAAGGAGGCUCUGACCAAAGCUAUGGACAAGCACAACUCUAAUCUGUUGCUAGUUACAGAGCUCCGUGACCUUGUGACUGACUGUGAGAAAUAUGCCAGCUUGUAUAAGAAGAUGACAACCAGCAUUCUGGCAGGAUGCAUCCAGAUGGUCCUGGGUCAGAUUGAGGAACACAGACGUAGCCACCAGCCUAUCAACAUCCCCUUCUUUGAUGUUUUCCUGCGCAACCUUUGCCAAGGUUCCAAUGUGGAGGUGAAGGAGGACAAGUGUUGGGAGAGAGUGGAAGUAUCAUCCAACCCCCACCGAGCCAACAAGCUGACAGACAGGAAUCCAAAGACAUACUGGGAAUCAAACGGCAGUACUGGCUCUCAUUAUAUCAAUGUCUAUAUGCACCGUGGGGUCAUAGUCAGGCAGAUGACUUUGCUAGUAGCCAGUGAGGAUUCCAGCUAUAUGCCAGCGCGGAUUGUCGUCAUGGGAGGAGAGAACACAUCUAACAUCACGACUGAACUCAACACAGUGAACGUUCUGCCUUCAGCCAGCAGAGUCGUUCUUCUGGAGAACAUGGCCCGCUUCUGGCCCAUCAUACAGAUCAAGAUCAAGCGUUGUCAACAGGUAGGGGCAUAUGCUGACUACCGGUACUACCUCGGAGACCGGCUCCUGUCCCAGGGCAAGACGUGGCUGGAGGACGCCGUGGUGGAGCACAUCGGACUCUGUUUUCCCAACCGCUUCCCACAGCAGAUGCUGAAGAACUUGAGUGAGCUGGAGGAGCAACAGCAGCAGUUCCACCUCUUCCAGCUGCAGCAGCUCGACAAGCAUUUGCUGGAACUGGACCAGAAGGGGAAGUGGAAAGAGGAGGGGGAAGAGGUGAUGGAGGAGCUGCCUUUUUGUCCCGAGGAAGAGGUGGAGGUGAAAGUGUUGGCCUUGUCUCCACGCUGCUGGACCAUCUCUCCGCUCUGCUACCUGGAGGAGCCGGACAGGUUUUUCCCACCAUCCCUCAGUCAGCGCUUGGUCAAGUUUGCUGACUUCUACACACAGAGCCAGAGCCGCUUCGGGCUGGAGCACACCAAGCCUCGGCGUUUACAGUGGACAUGGUUGGGCCAUGCAGAGCUCGAGUACCAGGGCCGCAUCCUGCACGUCUCUACCCUGCAGAUGUACAUCCUUCUGUGCUUCAACCAUGCUGAGGAGGUUUCUUUGGAUACACUAUUGCAAGCUACAGGCCUUUCUCCUGUCCUUCUGAGUCAUGCACUGAAACCUUUGACGAAAGAGAAUGGUAUCCUGACCCAGAGUCAAAGUGUCUUGAAGCUGAAUGAAGGGAUGCUGUCACAGGUGUCGGGUCAGCGCUUUUGGCUAUUGCCCAAACAGAUGUACCUGAAUGUAGAGGAAGAUGAAGGCAGUGCUCUGGAGAGGAAGAGGAACAUCAUCUGUUGCCUUCUCAUCCAGAUCCUGAAAGAGGAGAAAGAGAUACACAUUGACAACUUGGUGUUCAAGGUGAUUGAUGCUUGCCAGAAAUGGGAGUCCAGCUCGACUCUGAAGUUCUUGAGCUUUUGCUGCAGUAGCACUGAUGUCUUGUCAUGCAUCCUGCAUCUGCUGAGCCAGGGCUACAUCCGGCGCCAAGAGGACAACCCACAGCUUCUGGAGUACAUUUGUGCAGAGCCCAGUACACCCCACCGGGGCCAAGCUCAACUCAUCUUUCAGACCACUGAUAGCCAAAAGAAGAAAAAGCCUCCUGAGACUGAUGCUGGAAACAAAUUCUCUCCUUUCAGGUUGGAUGCCUUUGGCCUUGGUACAGAACAGGUGCUGAUGGAGACUGUGUUGUUGCCCAUGGGACGCACAAUGAGCCAAGAAGAGGUGGAGGUACUGAUGAACCAAACAGUGCAGAGAGUCUCGGAUACUCUAUGUGUGACUGCAGACGUAGCCCAGCACUUACUUAUACACUGUAAGUGGAAUGUGGAUGUUCUAAUCCAGCGAUACACAGAAGAUCUAGAGCAGCUGCUAUAUUCUUCAGGGCUCCAGGUGCGAAAUCUGCAGCCAUCCUCAAGCCCUAUCACCCAUUGUCCAGUGUGCUUGAAUCCUCUGAAUCAAGAAGACAACCCACCAGUUCUGUGUUGCUUACACUACUGUUGUAAGUCCUGCUGGAAUGAAUAUUUGACAACUCGGAUUGAACAAAACCUGAUUCUGAACUGCAUAUGUCCUAUCUCUGAUUGCCCAGCACAGCCCACCACUGAGUUUAUCCGUUCUAUCAUUUCUUCAAAGGAGGUCAUUGCCAAGUACGAAAAGGCGCUUCUGAGGGGCUAUGUGGAAUGCUGCUCAAACCUGACUUGGUGUACCAACCCUCAAGGCUGUGAUCAGAUCCUCUGCAAGGAAGGCCUUGGUUGCGGAGAAGCCUGUUCAAAGUGCUCUUGGAUCUCUUGCUUCAACUGCAACUUCCCAGAGGCUCACUAUCCUGCCAGCUGCAGUCACAUGUCUCAGUGGAUGGAUGAUGGUGGGUUCUAUGAAGGUAUGACUGUGGAAGCCCAAAGCAAGCACCUGGCUAAACUUAUCUCCAAGCGUUGCCCAAGCUGCCAAGCUCAAAUAGAGAAGAAUGAGGGCUGUUUGCAUAUGACUUGCGCCAAAUGUAACCAUGGAUUUUGCUGGCGUUGCCUGAAGCCUUGGAAACCAACUCACAAGGAUUAUUAUAAUUGCUCUGCUAUGGUGAGUAAAGCAGCUCGACAGGAGAAGCGUUUCCAAGACUACAAUGAACGGUGCACUUUCCAUCAUCAAGCAAGGGAGUUCGCCAUGAAUUUGCGAAACAGGGUUUCUAAUGUCAGCGAUGUGCCACAGAUUCGGACUUUGACAUUUGUUGUAGAUGGCUGCAAAAUGUUGGAACAGGCACGAAAAGUGCUGGCUUACUCCUGUGUGUACAGCUACUAUAACCAAGAUACUGAAAAGAUAGAUAUCAUGGAGCAGCAAUCAGAGAACCUGGAGCUUCAUACCAAUGCCCUGCAGAUCCUUUUGGAAGAGACGUUGCUGCAGUGCCAAGAUCUUGCCUCUUCCAUUCGGCUACUCAAAGCAGAGCAUUUCAAUACGGGUCUAGAAUUAGUACGCAGGAUCCAAGAACGACUCCUAGCAAUUCUGCAGCAUGCGACUCAGGACUUCCGUGUUGGGUUCCAGACCAGACAAGGCUCUGAACAGAGGGAGGUUAAAUUAUCCAAUGUGCCUAAUAGUACUUCUGCAUAUAAAGAGCUGCUUUUUGGUGAGGCAUCGGAUUCGCCUGACACUGAUGAUGGUGGCAAAGAGGAGGAAGAUGAUGAAGAUGAGGAAUAUGUCCCUGAGUGGCAGGAUGAAUAUGAUGAUGAUCUUGAUGAUGAUAAUAUUUCUUAUGAUGAUGAAUCAGAGAAUCUUGAGAGGGAUUCUUUCAUUUUUGAAGAUGAAGAUGAUGUUUAUGAUUAGAGCUGGCCUUUUAUCCCUCCCCAUUCACCACCAAGAAUUCUGAAGUGAAACACUGCCUGUCACUUAGGUAUCCUGCUGCAUUCUGUAUUCUACUUCUGUCAUGGUCAAAAACAGGGAAAGGAGUAGGUUUUGUGUUGCACAUGGGGAGGGGAGCUGUACUCUAGUUUACAACGAAGGGCAGUCUUCUGUUUGAGAUGGCCACCUUGUACUCUUGGUAAAAAAAACACUGUGCUAAUAUAUCCAUGACUUUCAUCAGCUCUUGGCAAGGGAGAGGAGACAUCUAAGCUUUCUUCAUACUCUGCCUUAGGGAGUAAGACCCUGUGCCAGUCUACAGACAGGAUUAUCCACUGCUUCUGCUGUGCUAUAGGCUUCAAGGGGCCUGAUUUCAUACUCUUACCAGUGACAUGAAUCCCAAGAAAGAGUAACAAUAAAGGUUUUUGAGUGGCAGGUUUAGCCCAAUGACUUUUGUUUCCUUCUACGUAUGUUCAUUCUGACAAAUAACAUGGAAGUGCCAGUCUUUGUAUGUUCAGCACACACAUACACAUACGGUGUGUCUUCUGUUCCUCUCUUCACGAGAGCAAUUCUUGUUUAUUUCAGUCGCAAGUCUAGAAAGCCGUGAGAUUUGUUGCACAGGGGGAAAGGCUUUGCCAAGUUGUAGAGAAAGUAAUUCAGGUCAUUGUGCACAUUUGGAGAUGAAAAUUAGUGAAUUUGUUUUUUU